Talaromyces proteolyticus is the source of this 1041-nucleotide messenger RNA. RefSeq names its product S-adenosyl-L-methionine-dependent methyltransferase. NCBI's taxonomy places the organism in Eukaryota, Fungi, Ascomycota, Eurotiomycetes, Eurotiales, Trichocomaceae. Gene Ontology annotation, molecular function: methyltransferase activity. The transcript has 9 exons. The record is from RefSeq and is a predicted model, not a curated record. Bases 1 to 1041 code for a protein of 346 amino acids.
AUGGCUUUAGAAGCCUCAACAGUGCCCGAGUCGGCAGCGGAGUUAGUUAUUGAACCAGAUGAUUCUAUUGAUUGCAUAGAGACGUUGUCUGAUGAAGACGACAAUGACUCCGCCUGUGGGAGAGACGAGUCUAGCAGUCUUGUCUCACUUAACUCCGCCAUCACUGAAUACGUAUACAAGAACGGACGUCGGUAUGCCAAUUACGGGUCCGGACAGCAUAUUCUUCCGAAUGACGAGAUGGAAUGCGACCGGCAUGAUUUUUUACAACACAUAUUCGGCAUGCUAUUUGGCGGGCGUCUAGUCUUUGCGCCCAUUGUUGCCAACCCUUCGCGAAUACUUGAUAUAGGAACCGGAACGGGAUUAUGGGCUAUAAAUGUCGCUCAGAUGUACCCCUCUGCAGAGGUAAUUGGCACCGAUGUGUCGCCUAUUCAACCAAGCUGGGUGCCACCGAAUUUGUCUUUUCAGAUGGAUGAUGCGGAGGCGGACUGGACGUUCAGUCGGAAAUUUGACCUCAUACAUUUUCAAAGCCUGAACGGAUGCAUUCGAGACUGGAAGCGUCUGUUGUCUCAAGCAUACGAAAACAUUCUCCCUGGAGGAUACUUGGAAGCAAAAGAGACAGAUGUCUAUACUAGGUCUGAUGACGAUUCCAUUCCCCAUGAUACGAGCUUGAGAGAGUGGGAAAAAAAUUGUAUCCAGGCUUGUGCUUCAAUUGGACAGCAGUUAACGGCCCCAGAACAUCUGAAGGAGUUGAUGACAGAAAUUGGAUUUGUCGACGUUGAGGAACGACAAUUCAAACUUCCAAUAAACGGCUGGCCAAAGAAUGAAGAACUCAAGUUGAUUGGUCGAUAUCAAAAUGUGCAAUACUUGGAAGCAUUAUCGCCUUUUGCUCUCGGACUCCUUGUCGAGGUAGCCGGUUGGUCACGUGAGGAGAUGGAAGUUUUCUUAGUAAAUGUGAGGAAGGAUAUUUCAAAUAGACGAUUCCACGCCUAUAACAUCGUUCGUGUCAUUACAGGUCGAAAGCCGUUAGCGAAGGAAUAUUAA